Molecule: messenger RNA, 4913 nt
Organism: Salmo salar (Atlantic salmon)
Lineage: Eukaryota; Metazoa; Chordata; Actinopteri; Salmoniformes; Salmonidae
Source: RefSeq, a predicted model, not a curated record
UGUCCUCUGACCCCUGACCGGUGACCUGGUUUGGACUCUGUACAGGCGAUGUCCCUGCGAGCAGACGCAGCCCAGUGUGGAGGGGUGGUGGUGGAGUUUGAGUCUGAUGACAUCAGGGAGGCUCGGGCCAGGAAGGCCAGGAGUACAUCAGGGUCAGCCCUCAUCUACCUCAGGGGCCCUAAAUUCCUGAUCUACGUCAGUGGGGCACUGUCCAUGUGGGGUGACCGUAUGUGGCACUUUGCCAUUUCGGUGUUCCUGAUCGAGCUGUAUGGACGUAACCUGCUGCUGACCGCAAUAUUCGGCUUGGUGGUGGCGGGGUCAGUGCUGCUGCUAGGGGCGUUGAUUGGGGACUGGGUUGACCGCAACCCCAGGAACAAAGUGGCGCAUGCAUCGUUGUUGGUUCAGAACAUUUCAGUGACGGUGUGUAGCAUUGUGCUGAUGUUGGUCUUCUUAUAUAAACAGUGGAUUGAGAGCAUUUGGGAUGGCUGGUUAACUGUGGUUUGUUAUACGGUGGUGAUCGUCCUGGCAGAUGUGGCUAACCUAGCAAGCACAGCGCUGACCAUCGCCAUCCAGAGGGACUGGAUUGUGGUUAUCACUGGAUACAACCGGGGUCACCUCGCCGGGAUGAAUGCUACCAUGCGGCGCAUCGAUCAGGUGACCAACAUCCUGGCACCGCUGGCGGUGGGACAGGUCAUGACCCUGGCCUCCAACGUGAUUGGCUGCGGCUUCAUCCUGGGCUGGAACCUGGUGUCCCUCAUAGUGGAGUUUAUCUUCCUUUCCCGGGUCUACCGCAUUGUCCCAGCGCUGUCCGUCAAACCCCCCGUGCCCGAGGACGGCCAGGCCUCCCUGGAGAGACCAGCAGAGAGGACGGAGGGACUGGUGGAGAGGAGGGGGUCACAAGUAGAGCAAAGUGAGGUGGUGACAUCAGCCCCGGGCCUCAGUGAUGACGACAUGAGCCUGAACCUCAAGGAGAUCACCAAUCUGCCUCUGUGUUUCGGACGUUUCCGCUGGCUGCUGAGCACCUGUAAGGACGGCUGGAGGGCCUACUACCGCCAGGAUGUCUUCCUGGCUGGGAUGGGCCUGGCCUUCCUCUACACAACUGUCCUGGGCUUCGACUGCAUCACCACGGGCUACGCCUACACCCAGGGCAUCAGUGGCUCCCUGCUCAGUCUGCUGAUGGGGGUCUCGGCUAUAACAGGCCUCAUGGGCACCGUCAUGUUCACCAAGCUGAGGAAGGCCUACGGUUUAGUCAACACAGGCAUCAUCUCCAGCUGUCUCCAUCUUUGCUGUCUGCUGCUGUGUGUGUGUUCUGUGUUCGCCCCCGGCAGCCCUAUGGACCUCCGCCUGCUCAUGCCCUUCCUGGACGCCAACGCCAACUCGACGUUGGUGGAGGCCGGGGGGAUGGUGGAGGGCCAGAGGCAGAAACACACCUACCCGAUGCGGGGUGGCAUUAAUCAGCCGCUGCUGCCCGACCGCUCGUCCAUCCACUGGACCAACAACACGGUGCUGUUUGAGAAUAUGCCAUCAGGCAUGGAGCCAGACUCCUACAUCUCUAUAAUCCUGCUGUUCUUGGGGGUCAUCACAGCACGCAUCGGUCUGUGGUCCUUUGACCUGACCGUGACCCAGCUGCUUCAGGAGAACAUCUGUGAGUCGGAACGUGGUGUGGUCAACGGGGUCCAGAGCUCCAUGAACUACCUGAUGGACCUUCUCCACUUCAUCAUGGUCAUCUCUGCUCCGCAGCCCCAGCACUUUGGCAUCCUGGUCAUCAUCUCUGUACUGUUCAUCACCACGGGACACACCAUGUACUUCCUAUAUGCACGCAAAGCCAAGAGAAAACCUGCUGGACGCCUGGACACGUAGGGAGGCCGUGCGGCUUUCCGCGACAAAGCAUGUGCCCAAAGACUCCACUCUGCCUGCGCCUGCCUGUGAAAUGAAUGUCUCUUCUCUCUUUUUCCCUCUGCGCUCUCAUUGCUAGGCAACAAUACAAUACCGUAACACACCUUCACCCCCAUCCAGCCAUUCAUUCAUUUCAGCAAGUGUCGUGUCCUCCCCAACCUGGUUGCUAUCUCCCUGCAUGGCCAGGUGUAGUAUGGCCAAGUGCUAAGGUACAGGAACAAACUAGAACUCAGGUUAACUAGAGUAGGAUCCACCUUUCCCUUCUGUACAUAGGUUGAUGUGGUCUCAACAGAUGCGGUGUUGGUCCCCUACCGUGGAAGGUUAUCUCACCUCUGUGUUGGUCCCUCACCGUAGUAGGUUCUCCCACCUCAGUAUUGGUCCCUCACCGUAGUAGGUUCUCUCACCUCAGUGUUGAUCCCUCACUGUGGUAGGUUCUCUCACCUCAGUGUUGGUCCCUCACCGUGGUAGGUUCUCCCACCUCAGUGUUGGUCUCCCACCGUAGUAGGUUCUCUCACCUCAGUGUUGAUCCCUCACCGUAGUAGGUUCUCUCACCUCAGUGUUGGUCCCUCACCGUGGUAGGUUCUCUCACCUCAGUGUUGGUCUCCCACCGUAGUAGGUUCUCUCACCUCAGUGUUGGUCCCUCACCGUAGUAGGUUCUCUCACCUCAGUGUUGGUCCCUCACCGUGGUAGGUUCUCCUACCUCAGUGUUGGUCCCUCACCGUGGUAGGUUCUCUCACCUCAGUGUUGGUCCCUCACCGUGGUAGGUUCUCCUACCUCAGUGUUGGUCCCUCACCGUGGUAGGUUCUCCCACCUCAGUGUUGGUCUCCCACCGUAGUAGGUUCUCUCACCUCAGUGUUGGUCUCCCACCGUGGUAGGUUCUCUCACCUCAGUGUUGGUCCCUCACCGUGGUAGGUUCUCCUACCUCAGUGUUGGUCUCCCACCGUAGUAGGUUCUCUCACCUCAGUGUUGGUCUCCCACCGUAGUAGGUUCUCCCACCUCAGUGUUGGUCCCUCACCGUGGUAGGUUCUCUCACCUCAGUGUUGGUCUCCCACCGUAGUAGGUUCUCUCACCUCAGUGUUGGUCCCUCACCAUGGUAGGUUCUCCUACCUCAGUAUUGGUCUCCCACCGUAGUAGGUUCUCCCACCUCAGUGUUGGUCCCUCACCGUGGUAGGUUCUCCUACCUCAGUGUUGGUCCCUCACCGUGGUAGGUUCUCCUACCUCAGUAUUGGUCUCCCACCGUAGUAGGUUCUCCCACCUCAGUGUUGGUCCCUCACCGUGGUAGGUUCUCUCACCUCAGUGUUGGUCUCCCACCGUAGUAGGUUCUCUCACCUCAGUGUUGGUCCCUCACCGUAGUAGGUUCUCCUACCUCAGUAUUGGUCUCCCACCGUAGUAGGUUCUCUCACCUCAGUGUUGGUCCCUCACCAUGGUAGGUUCUCCUACCUCAGUAUUGGUCUCCCACCGUAGUAGGUUCUCCCACCUCAGUGUUGGUCCCUCACCGUGGUAGGUUCUCCUACCUCAGUAUUGGUCUCCCACCGUAGUAGGUUCUCCCACCUCAGUGUUGGUCCCUCACCGUAGUAGGUUCUCUCACCUCAGUGUUGGUCCCUCACCAUGGUAGGUUCUCCUACCUCAGUAUUGGUCUCCCACCGUAGUAGGUUCUCUCACCUCAGUGUUGGUCCCUCACCAUGGUAGGUUCUCCUACCUCAGUAUUGGUCUCCCACCGUAGUAGGUUCUCCCACCUCAGUGUUGGUCCCUCACCGUGGUAGGUUCUCUCACCUCAGUGUUGGUCUCCCACCGUAGUAGGUUCUCUCACCUCAGUGUUGGUCCCUCACCAUGGUAGGUUCUCCUACCUCAGUAUUGGUCUCCCACCGUAGUAGGUUCUCCCACCUCAGGAAAAGGGCACAGAGGGCAGGCUGAGGCAGCAGCAGCAGCAGAAGACGCCUUUCCAGCAAUUUUUGGAUUACUGCAAGAGCUUCAUUAUGGCAGUCUGUUAACCUACUCAGAGUUUGGAUGGGAGUUGGAUGGAUGGAUGGAUUGAUGUAUUUUUCUAACCUUCACACAGGAAAGAACUGGGCAUGGUGAAGCAGGUGACAGUAACAAAAAGAAGAAGAAAUGAGACUUAACAACUUUAACAAGUGGCAAACAUGUUACUGCUCCGUCCACUUGGAAAUAAUCCAGGAAGUCCAAAAGGAAAACUAAAGGGAAGUUGGUGUCAGAUUGUGAGAUAUUGAAGAUUAUAAAGGAGCCCCCCUUGAUGGACAGAAGAGGAAGGCUGUAGUGUCAUCUUCUCCUGGUCUGUUUCUCUGUGGAUGAAUCAGGCAGACAUGUGCCUAGCUUUCAAAUCAAUCACUAAGACGCAUUUCAGUGUCUAUUGAUUAACACAUUAUAUCAUUAAAAAUAUAUAUAAUUUUAACCGGAUCACAGGAACAUAUCAUAAGAACAUAAAGAUAGUAAGAAAAAAAAAACAUGCAUUGAAAUCAGAGGAAACCAAAAUGACCAUAAUUGCUUGUAUACUUAGAUAACUGAAAAUAGCUUCCAAAUUGUAAAUGCUUUUCCUUCACAUAGAAACAGAGUGAUAUUAAUGCAGUUUGACAAAUUUAUAGCAAACAGAUUUUUACUUCCUCUUUCAUUUUGUGACCUGUUUUGAGAUCAGUGUUUAGUAGAUUGAUAGGUCUAUAUGAUUCUGGAUUAAGGCAGUGUUGUAUUACACUAGAACACCUACGCAUCCUGUUUCCUUGUUGUUCUCAUGAACUAAAACCUUACCUCAGUACAGUACAAGAAAUCUGUGUUUGAAAAACUAACUUGGACAUGUCUCUCAGCUAUGUACGGCCAUCUCCUUUCUGUACAGUGGCAAUACCAUCAAAGUUGAACUCGUUGUCAUGCAAACAGCACCACAUUACAAUUUAAUUGUUUUUAUAUCAUAUUUUCCUGUGACGUAUUGUUCACUUACAUCUAUAAUUUGUUGUCCUUUUCUGUUUCAGACUGUUAUUUAUGAUGACAAUAAACACGGAUUAAGAUGU